GCCAGGCCUGUGCUUGUGCGCCAGCCAGGCCCUCGGCCCCGCUCCCAGCGGCCUGAGCCCUCACUCCGUCCCGCUCCUCAGGGCUGGGGGUGCGUCGCCGCUGGUCCCUGCCCGUGGCACGGGUUUGGUGCGGAGGUGGACAACUGAUGGAACAUUCCACUGGGAAGAAUAAAACUGUUCUUAGAAGAUAGUUUGCACAGAUUACACUGAGACCCGCACGGAGAAAUCUCUCAACCAAGAGUGACUGGGAACACUUGGACUCCUGAAUGACUGCUUGAGGCCUUGGAAGGAAAGCAUUAAGACUUUACAUUUCACAGUCAGUUCUGUUCAGCAACUAUGGAAAUAGAAAAGGAGCACAUUUAUAUCACCCCAACAGAACUUGAGAAUCUAAAUGAUGCUCCAUUUUCUGGUGAUGAAGAAAAUGGUGGAUCUGAGGAACGAAAAACUGAAAUCAAUGGAAAUUGGAUUCCUGCAACUUCAAUUACUGAAGCCAAAAUAAAUGCUAAAGCGAAGAGACGGUUGAGGAAAAACUCUUCUAGAGAUUCUGGGAGAGGAGACUCUGUUAGUGAGAAUGGAGAGACACUGAAGAUUGGAGUUGUACCAACGAGCCCAAAGGGGAAACUCCUGGACAGGCGAUCCCGGUCUGGAAAGGGCAGAGGUCUGCCAAAGAAAGGUGGAGCAGGUGGUAAAGGAGUCUGGGGGACACCAGGUCAAGUGUAUGAUGUGGAAGAAGUAGAUAUUAAAGAUCCUAAUUAUGAUGAUGACCAGGAGAACUGUGUCUAUGAAACAGUAGUUUUACCUCUGGAUGAAAGAGCAUUUGAAAAAACUUUAACACCGAUCAUACAGGAGUAUUUUGAACAUGGAGAUACUAACGAAGUUUCGGUAUGUUACAUGCCUUUUUAUUUCUUUGUUUUAGGUGGCAAACCUGUAGCAUACAGGGUAAUCCAGUUGCUAGCUGUAAAUGAGUUUAUAGAGAAAUUGGCAAGAAAUGCCAUUGUGCUGGUUUUGGAGUCAACUGGAGAAAAGACCUUUCAAAUGAUACUGGAUUUGUUGAAGACUCUCUGGAAGUCGUCUGUCAUUACUGUGGACCAAAUGAAAAGAGGCUAUGAACGAGUUUACUGUGAAAUCCCAGACAUUAACCUGGAUGUGCCACACUCCUAUUCCGUGCUUGAGCGGUUUGUAGAGGAAUGCUUUCAGGCUGGAAUAAUCUCCAAACCACUGAGAGACCUCUGCCCUUCAAGGGGCAGAAAGCGUUUCGUGAGCGAAGGAGAUGGAGGUCGUCUUAAGCUGGAAAGCUACUGAAUGUGAGAACUGACUCCUGAAGCCUUACAAGUUUAAAGGGAACAUAGCUAGCUGUCUAUAUAUACAAACACGCAUGCUUCUUCCGUGUGUGUAUGUAUAUAUGUAUACACAUAUAUAAUAUACCAAAUCUGAGAGUUGCUUAGCACAGUUCGUAUUUUUUUAAAAGCACAUGUUUCGGGUACAAAUUGUUUUUUUGGUUUUGUUUUGUUGUUUUGGGGUUUUUUUGUUUUUGUUUUGUUUUUUUUUUUUUUAAUAGUUUUGUAAAUUUCAGAAAGAAGUGUUCUUUCUUUGGGCAUAAUAGUAGAACAACUGGCCACUGCUGUGGUGGUGCCUUCAAAUAAGCUAUCUCUGUACGUGCCAUGUUUAUGACCUAAUCAUUCCCCAUGUGCAUCCAUGUCCGACUGCUGCGCGCUCUUUCCAGGACAGUGCUGUCAUCAUAAAAAUCACUGUUUAUACUAAGCUUUAUAGAAGGGUCAAGUUGAGCUGCUGUGAUCCCAUUUCCAUUGCUGCUGAAGAAAUACUGUGCUUUGGGAGGAAAAAAAAAUAGAAGUUUCUUUGUUUUAAAGAGCCCAAGAAAAUAAAGAGUUGGAUCAUAAAGAUAAAUUCAUCUUUUUCAGGGGAGAACACUGGUUGGUUUCACCCCC
This is a messenger RNA of Lepidothrix coronata (blue-crowned manakin), 1946 nucleotides long. RefSeq names its product programmed cell death 4 (neoplastic transformation inhibitor) (gene PDCD4). The coding region runs from base 337 to 1302 and encodes 321 amino acids. The record is from RefSeq and is a predicted model, not a curated record. Gene Ontology annotation, cellular component: cytosol; nucleus. Lineage: Eukaryota; Metazoa; Chordata; Aves; Passeriformes; Pipridae. The transcript has 9 exons. Gene Ontology annotation, biological process: negative regulation of DNA-templated transcription.